UCUCCAAAGAGAGAUGCAUAAAAGUAAAUGCAGGAGAGUAGUACGGAGCUGCAAGCUAUCAGUCAGGCGCUUACAUUUUCGAAGAAGCUAAUUCAGAUUUUGGAUUUUCAUGUAUACGAGGAGAAUCAACUUAAUAUUAAGGUCGCUGUUGGCGGAAGCGCCGUGGAAUUCGUGCUCUCACGACAAUCCAUGAGUUUUGUGUUUAGAUUAUGCCCCUGCUGCAGCAAGAGGUUCAAGGACAACGCAGCCUCUGAUUCCCUUGAUCCUCAAGCAGCCAACGAUGGUGCCGACACCUGGGACCUCUUUUUCGACCUCCACACUCUGCAGCUAGCUACCAACUUCUUCUCCGAGUUGAACCAAUUAGGUCAUGGAGGGUUUGGUCCUGUUUACAAGGGAUUGAUGCCAAAUGGUCAAGAAAUAGCUGUGAAGAAGCUGUCUCUGGAAUCAAGACAAGGAAUUAGAGAAUUUACCAAUGAGGUCAAACUACUACUGAGAAUUCAGCACAAGAACUUGGUUACUUUAUAUGGAUGUUGUGCUGAAGGACCUGAAAAGAUGCUUGUUUAUGAAUAUCUCCCGAACAAGAGUCUUGAUCACUUUCUCUUCGAUAAAAGAAAAUCACCAUCUCUGGACUGGCCAACGCGAUUUAAAAUAGUUACAGGUGUGGCAAGAGGGCUUCUGUACCUGCAUGAAGAGGCCCCAAUAAGAAUAAUUCAUAGAGACAUCAAAGCCAGUAACAUUUUGCUGGAUGAGAAAUUAAACGCAAAAAUUUCGGACUUUGGCUUGGCGAGGUUAUUUCCUGGGGAUGACACCCAUGUGCAGACAUUUAAGAUUUCUGGUACACAUGGUUACAUGGCUCCUGAGUAUGCAUUGCGUGGAUACUUGUCUGUAAAGACUGAUGUUUUUAGUUAUGGAGUCUUGGUAUUAGAAAUUGUCAGUGGGAGGAAAAACCAUGACCGGCUACUUGGUGAAGAGCAGGCAGAUCUGUUGAACCAUGCAUGGAAGCUUUAUCAGGCGGGGAAGAUAAUGGAUUUGAUUGACACAAGCCUAGGCAAAUACAAUGGUGACGAGGCAGCGAUGUGCAUUCAGCUGGGCUUGUUGUGCUGCCAAGCAAGCAUAUCAGAGAGACCUGAUAUGAAUGCUGUUCAUCUGAUGCUCUCAAGUGACUCGUUCACUUUGCCAAGACCCAGUAAACCUGGAAUUCAAGGCCGCAUAGGACGUUGGACUACCACCUCAUCCUCUGCUUUCACCAAUACUAAUGCUACUACUGCGACGAAGGCUUCUGGGGGAAGUAGCAUAGUUGAGGACUAUUCUAGAAAUUCUAUCUCCAUUUCUUCGUUUGAUGAAGGAAGAUGAUCUCCAUUCUUAUUCUGUAAAGCCCGAUCAAUUUAUCAAGUACGAAGGUUGUGAGGAGAUCAAACAGUCUAAUUGAUGUUGGCGACCAUAGCAGAAAAGAGGUAAUUGGUGCUGUCGUUUGCUUAAAGGAGGGAAAGGAAAAAAGAACAAAUCCAAAAUUGUUAUUAGUGAAUUGAGGUGGAAGACUGGAAGUUGAAACUUGAGAGAUUUGUUCCCUCGCUAAAAAGACGUCGUAUGUUUUACAAUUUGUUAAUGUUAAUAAUAUAGGCUAUUGAAAUUUUUAAAUGUUAUACUGACAACAAUAAUAAAUGCAUGACCCAUCCGUGUUAAAAUUCUAAAUAAA
Messenger RNA from Neltuma alba, 1696 nucleotides. RefSeq names its product putative receptor-like protein kinase At4g00960. Lineage: Eukaryota; Viridiplantae; Streptophyta; Magnoliopsida; Fabales; Fabaceae. Bases 28 to 1353 code for a protein of 441 amino acids. Gene Ontology annotation, molecular function: protein kinase activity; ATP binding. The transcript has 5 exons. The record is from RefSeq and is a predicted model, not a curated record. Gene Ontology annotation, biological process: protein phosphorylation.